Molecule: messenger RNA, 462 nt
Organism: Paraglomus brasilianum
Lineage: Eukaryota; Fungi; Glomeromycota; Glomeromycetes; Paraglomerales; Paraglomeraceae
Source: the annotation of a GenBank genome assembly
AUGGCACGACCUGGUGAAGAAUGGACUUUUGCUGAACAAUUUCAGUGGCUUAUGGCAGGUACUAGCUGGGCAGAUUUCGUUAAUAAACUUGAUACUGAAACAAUUCUUAUUAUUGACAAGAUCCAAAAGAUCUACAAACCACAGGGUGAAAAAACUGAACCCCUACAUGGCAGUAAGGUGGUUUGGGAUGUGUUCAAGAAAAUUCAACAGUAUAGCAAACUUUGUAUUGUUGCAUUUGCGUCCUAUGGGUACCAUGGUGCCUACUCCAUCAGUGAAGAAAAUGGACAGCCAAUAGAGAUUUCCCCACAUCAGCUUGAUGAGGAUAAUAUCUGGGAUUUCAAAGAUGUGUGCUAUGCUCAGUUUGAAUUUGAAGACUACUUUAAAUGUUUUUGCAAGAAUAAACUCAAACCGUUGGGAGAAGCAGAUGCUCAACUACUUUCUCAAUACAUGCAAGAGGCAUGA